Scedosporium apiospermum is the source of this 1224-nucleotide messenger RNA. RefSeq lists its product as uncharacterized. Lineage: Eukaryota; Fungi; Ascomycota; Sordariomycetes; Microascales; Microascaceae. The transcript is spliced from 4 exons. The coding region runs from base 1 to 1224 and encodes 407 amino acids. The record is from RefSeq and is a predicted model, not a curated record.
AUGGCCCACCAUCGACACCAAGCCUCUCUUGAGAGCAUCAUAAAUUUCUCUCCUCCUCCCCUACUCUCCGCCAACCAGCGGAAUCAUGCUUCCCGCAGAUUUUACCAGAUCAUUAAUCACUUCGACGUUACUGGAGACGCUAGGCCCACCCGUGGCACCUACAACGUUCCUCGACUUAUACGGCUCACGUACGAGUAUGCACUCUCCGAGGAGUCUCGGGACCUGUUCCUCCAAGCGUUCUUUAGGGCUUUACAACUAAGGCUAGACGAUGAGGAAGAUGUUGACCUUGGAGGCAACCGAGAGGAAAAUAUCCGAGCUGAUAUGGUUGGCUUUUCCGAGUAUUUAAUGGACAAUUUCUACUUGCCUCUGAAGGCUGCAACAGACCAGACCCCUCAGCCCUCACCGGUUUAUCAUUCGGCGGUUCUUAUGGUUCAGGGACGUAACAAUCAGGAAUAUGCUACGACGCCAACACGUAUCGCUGCAUUACGAGGUACAACACUUAUCCGCGAUCAUCAUAGAUGUGUGAUAUCUCGAGCUUUCGAUAUCGACGAGGCGGAAAAUCGCAUGGAUGCUGAGGGUGAGGGUAAUGCUAAAGAUGACGAUGGCAAUAUACUCUCCGAGCCAUAUGGCUAUCUCGAGGUUGCUCACAUCAUUCCACAUUCGCUAAUGCGACCCCAAGGAAAUUCUGAGUCUCGGCAGGCUGCUCUUGCCAUCCUGAACAUGUUUGACAUUGGGGUCGCUCGUCUAAUCGAAGGAGUGGAAAUUGAUCGACCGUUCAACACGCUGAGCCUCCGCCCCGAGUACCACAGACGAUUCGGCGCGUUUAAGCUAUUCUUCACCCAGUUACCAGACCAAGGGCCACACACAUAUCGAAUUGAGACAUUCAGAGCCGGCCUUGCGGCGUUGGGACCGGCACUUCCACUCACCCGAACUCUCCUUCUCAGCCCCGACCGUAACAUCGACCCCCCUUCUAGUAGGCUUCUUGCUGUUCACCGGGCUGUUGCCCAUAUUCUUCACCUCUCGGGUGCGGGGGACUAUAUAGACAAGUUUCUGUCGGAUAUGGAUGACGGCUGCGUAAGAAGUGAUGGGUCUACAGAGCUAGAUCGUUUUGUUCGGCUACGGCUGAGGGAUACUGAAGAUGGGGUUGACUCCUUUACCGAUGGGGAUGUGGUAUGGGACUCCGGAAUGUUCGAACAACGCCAGAUCUCGGCUGCCACCGGGUAA